Messenger RNA from Penicillium soppii, 405 nucleotides. RefSeq names its product cytochrome c oxidase assembly protein COX16. The record is from RefSeq and is a predicted model, not a curated record. Gene Ontology annotation, cellular component: mitochondrial inner membrane. Bases 1 to 405 code for a protein of 134 amino acids. Gene Ontology annotation, biological process: mitochondrial respiratory chain complex IV assembly. Lineage: Eukaryota; Fungi; Ascomycota; Eurotiomycetes; Eurotiales; Aspergillaceae. The transcript is spliced from 2 exons.
AUGCCUGCUUUUCAAUCAAAAACAUUCCGUCGUGCAGCAACAGAAUCAUCGUCCCUCGGUGAGCGACUCGGUGCAUUCUAUCGCGCGCGAUUGGCUCGACACCCAUUUGUCCUCUUCGGACUUCCAUUCAUUGCUGUCAUUGUAGCUGGAUCUUUUGCGUUGACACCCGCUGCUGCCAUACGAUAUGAGCGCUAUGACCGCAAGGUCAGACAGUUAAGUCAAGAUGAAGUCUUUGAACUCGGACUUAAGGGUCCCGAUGGGGAAGAGGGAAUCAAGCGCAACCCUCGGAGGCAUAUCAUAGGGGAUGAAAAGGAAGAGUACUACAGGCUCAUGGCUAAAGACCUCGAUCAAUGGGAGCAGAAACGGGUAGCGCGGUUUAAGGGCGAACCAGAUGGGCGCCUUUAA